Messenger RNA from Jaculus jaculus (lesser Egyptian jerboa), 2314 nucleotides. RefSeq names its product centromere protein O (gene Cenpo). The coding region runs from base 370 to 1248 and encodes 292 amino acids. NCBI's taxonomy places the organism in Eukaryota, Metazoa, Chordata, Mammalia, Rodentia, Dipodidae. The transcript has 6 exons. Gene Ontology annotation, cellular component: kinetochore; Mis6-Sim4 complex. The record is from RefSeq and is a predicted model, not a curated record.
AAAGCAUGCUGGGGCCGUUUUGACGGCGCUGACGGCGGCAAGUCUCAAACCUGGUCCCGGUGAGCUCGAGACAAGGUUGGAGGGAAGAAGGCUCAGGGAGGCCGAGGAUCCGACCCGGCCGCCCCGAGCGGCCUCCCUCGUGUACGCGGGGACCGCAGCUGACCGGAGCGGCGGCGCCCUCGGCUCUCCAGGGAGAGGCGAGCCACUGGCCUGGGCUGGGCAAAGGGGCGCGGCCCCCCUCCCCCCCGGCUUGUCGGAUGGGCACAGAUAGGACUUGGUUGUGGCUGUCCUGUCUUAGCGCUAAGGACGUCUAGGUCCCUGACAGACUUGCCCAGGCAACUCGAGGAAGGCGCUGGAGAAUCGGAGGGGAUGGAACCUGCGAAUACAUUUUGUCACCAUGGAGAGUCCAAAGGAGGUAUUCUAGUUCACUUGGAAAGACUAGAGACUCAAAGGAACAAAUCUCAUACAAAAUCUGAAGAGCUGCCAAGAGCUCAGACAAGUGCUCUUGGAACCAAGUGUCAUGAACUGAGGCGCCUGCGAGAUAAGCUGAGGGCUGAAGUGAAGCAACGGCAAGCCGCAAUUAAAGCAUCUGACCAAAUAGUGGAGUUCAGUGGACAAGAAGUUUUGGAAAGGCAACAGGAAACCUUGAAAGCCAUUUUGCAGGCAUACCAUUUUACAGGGCUUAGUGGAAAGCUGACCAGCCAUGGAGUCUGUGUGUCCAUCAGCACUGCCUUUGAGGGGAACCUUCUGGAUUCUUACUUUGUUGACCUUGUCAUAGAGAGACCACUGUGGAUACAUCACCAUUCCAUCCCAGUCUUCAUUCCUCUAGAAAAGAUAGCUGCAAAACACCUACAGACUGAUAUUCAGCGCUUCAUGUUCAGUCUCUGCGAACACCUAAAUGCUUACUCGGGGAGGAAGUAUCAGGCAGAUCGACUUGAGAGUGACUUCACAGCCUUCUUGACUGGACCCUUGCAGAGAAACUCCCUGUGCAACUUGCUGUCAUUUACCUACAAAGUGAAUCAGGAACAUCAGGCCUUGUUUAGUGCCAGACUGCUGUAUGAGGACCUCACAGGAACUCUUCCAACUGAUGUUACUGUUAUGUAUCAAGGGAUGGAGACAGAGGCAUUAUCCAACUCAUGGGAGAAGCACAGGCUAGCCCAUGAAAGACUGCUCCUUACAAAGCCUCUGCAUCAAGUAUUUGCUUCGUUUUCAGGAGAAGAAAAUUUGGACUUGAACCUGGUCUCCUAAAAUGUUUCUUUUGGGAACACAUUUGAUGUUAGUGAGGCUGUACUGCCCCAUACUCCAGGGCCUGAGGCCAGAAACUAGGAAAGGCUCAGAGUCCUUGCCUGGAAACACAAUCUGCUUCAUCAUCAGGAUGACAAGGGACACACUUGAGUUCUCAUGAUUGGCCACUUAUUAUGAUGCUCAAAGUCUGUUCUUCUGAAGUACUGGUUGAUUCAGUCAUGGAUGUAUAUUUUAGCUGAAAGUCAGAAUGAUUUGUGGAAUAGCUAAUGUCAUGAAAAACUAGAGUAUUUGUAGAAGCUGUUAUUCUGCCUUGUUUUUCUAAGACAGUUUAAAAGGAAGUUCUUAGAAUAUUCUAGAUUCAUGAAAAAAUGUACACUGCAGUGAAAGGAAGUAUGUUUAAUCUUUAGUUUGCAGUCAUAUAUUCUAGGUCACUGUUGUAUAGGGAAUGUGGUGUGAAGAAAGAUUUUGUGUAUUUUAAUGUUUUGUUUCCUAAGACAUCUUCAUAGAAAGCUGUAUAUAUAAAAUCACCUGGAGUAAAAUAAAAAAGCAAAAGGAAGUAGAACUUCCUCAAUCAUGUCUUCCUCCUUCUACAAGCUCCUAGCCAUAGCUGUAGGUCUUCCUCCCCAUUUCCUAAGACCUUCACUGUGUCUUCUUUCUGUAACCAUGGGUUUCUGCUUUGCUGGCAUUCAUCUGUCCUUGGCGUAGGGCCAGUUGACAGCUGUCAAAACCUUUCUGACUGGUCAAGUUCUCCCAUUACAAUUCCUCUUCCUCUUUUGCCCAGUCACAAAUAGGAGCUUUACUCCAGAGACCCAGAGUUGUAUUCAGGCCUCAUUGUAAAUGCCAUUUCCUAGACCUCUCCAAGGGUGGGAGCUCCAGCAAACUCCAGAAGCCAGUCUGGGUCACUCUUUCAAAGACAGCUACUUACAAUGAAAGAUGUUUUAGUUCAAGCUCUUGCCUUCUAGGCACAUGGUGGGGACAAAUGGUUUGAGUCAGCAAAGCACUCAGUGGGGCGCAUUAACAGAAUUGCCACAACGAUCCCAUCAAGUUGAAUAAAGCUUUUAAUAAAACA